GUCACCUCUAAAACCGAGUUGUUGAGUAGGUAGAUAAAACGUCAAAUUGUCAAUGAAGAUCGUGAAUAGAAAAUAAUGUAUUUGAUCUAAACUAGAAAUUUCAUACUUUUCUAUAUUGUAGUAAAUGUUCAAUGAGUUCGCUGUCAUGCAAAGGUUAAUGCCAUUGUUAAUAAACUGUUUGAGUCUUGUCUGAUUGCAAAUCGCCUGAGAAGGAUAUGAAUUUCUGGUUUUCGGCGAAAAAUCUUAAGAGGUCACAUCAGCGGACUGUUUUUUAUCAUUAUGGUUUAUUGCAUUUAUGAUGAAAAUCUGAUAAAGUCUCUGUCCGAGCUUGCUACAAGUUUUCCGACUUCUAAGAUAUUCGAGCAGAGUUUGUCCAAUGGGCCAUUGUCUAAGCUGUUUCAAAAAUCAAGCUAAUGCAGAUAUUACCACUUCUCCACACAGAAAAAAGGAUGAGAUGACAGAAAUAGAAGUGACAGUCUCUGUUUAUCCCCAGCAAGAACCUCUUCUUAAUGAGAAUCAAAAUAGCAUUAGCCAGUUCAGAAACACAAGUUCCUCACAUGUUUCUAGCACAUUGUCAGGAGAACAGAGUCCUGUAGAGAUAAUCAAUACACACAAGUCAAUCACAGUUUCAGAGAGAACACCUAAACCAUUCUAUCAGAAGUUGCCAACCAUACCUAGGACUAUGUCAUCUUUGGGUACCAAUGACUCUAAAAUAUCUGAGUCUAAAAUUAUUCAGCUCUUUGAUCAAUACAAAGAUUCAUUAGAAGAUGCUAUAUUGGCUGAAGGUAUAGAAAACCUUUGUAAUGAUCUACAGUUGAACCCAGAUGACUUUAAAGUUUUGGUUUUGGCAUGGAAAUUAAAUGCUAGUCAAAUGUGUAGGUUUACAAAAUCUGAAUUUGUACAGGGCUUGAAAAAUAUGAAAACAGAAUCAAUUAAAGGUAUACAAAAUAAAUUAAAUGAAAUAACAAAUGAGUUGAAGAGGGAUACUGAACAUUUUAAGGAUUUGUAUAGAUUUACAUUUAAAUUUGGUUUAGAUGUGAGCACAGGCCAGAGGAUUCUGCCUACAGACAUUGCUAUUGUAUUGUGGCGUCUAGUCUUCACAAACAAUGAGCCUCCUAUAUUAGACAGAUGGUUGUUGUACUUGGAAAAGAAUCCACAUAUAAGAGGCAUUCCAAAGGACACUUGGUACAUGUUUUUAAAUUUUUGUGAAUUCAUUGGGGAUGAUCUCAGCAGUUAUGAUGACACAGAGGCUUGGCCUAGUCUCUUUGACGAUUUUGUGGAAUAUGAAAAUGAUCAAAUGAAUCAAAAUAUCAAGAAGAAUGAUAUCAAAACACAGGAUUAAUGUCCAUUGCCAAAUUUUAGCUUCUGUAGGUACUUAAUUAAGAUAUUAAGACUGAUAAUCUGAUAAUGAAUGUUCAAUGAUGUUAGUCUUGUAUCUCAGGUGAAGUUAAUGCUAUAAGGUAAAAGAAUGUAUUAUUAGUACUACAUACUGAACAAAAUUGUGUAGGUACAUAUUGUGAGAUUUCAAAGUGUACAUAAAGUACUUUUAUAUUUUAUAAAUGUUUAUCUUUAGGUUUAUUUUUAAAAUUAUUUAACAUUCCAGUAAUGGAAUUAGACAAAAAUUUUGUAAAUAUUGUUCUUAGUUGCAUCAAAGGUACCUUUUAUUUUCUUUAUGCUGUAUAUUUUUAUUUUACUUUUACCUUUCAUCAUUGCUAAUUUCAUUCUAAAUCUUGCACAAUCUAAAUAA
This is a messenger RNA of Spodoptera exigua (beet armyworm), 1747 nucleotides long. Lineage: Eukaryota; Metazoa; Arthropoda; Insecta; Lepidoptera; Noctuidae. The record is from the annotation of a GenBank genome assembly.